CCUUUUCGAUCGUCUAUUGUCUAUUGUUUCCCGCUAGUUUGGCUGAUCCAGCUGAUCAAAAUUCAGAAUUCUUGUGCACGGCGUCACCAAGUUGGAAACGAAUUGACGUGAUUUCGAAGGUUUAGUCUUCUUAGAGAGCACCUUUGCCAGCAGUCAUGGGCAAAAAGAAGGCGACAAAGACGGAGGCUGGUGGGCCACAGGCUGCGGCCAUCGUGAAACCUGAAAAGGAAGCGGUGAAUCUGAAAAAGCCAGCGCCAAAGAAAAGGAGAAGAAUGCAGCUCAAGAGAAUUUGCCAGAAUUUGCUUGUGGAGCAGAACGCCUCAUGCAAGCCACGGCCUGAGCCAAAAUCGGAGAGCACUGUUGUCACCCAAAAAGAAGAGCGAGAGGAGCUGCUCAGGAAGCUUCGUCAGGGCCAAGCAGACGCCAAGAAGUGCCUGGCCAACGCCGAAAAGCAACUUCGCAAGGAAAAUGAAGCCCUGAAGAGGCUGGACGCUGAAAUUUUGGAAAUUUCUCGGAUCCAUGAGAAUGAGGAGGUUGUUGGCACGCUGCAAUUUGAUUCGGAAAACCACUGUGUCGUCUCGGUGGACGGAUAUAGCUCCAAGAGAGGCACUGGAUUCGGAGUCUUCUUUGGAACAGAGCACAAGCUGAAUGUCUCACAGCCUUUUUCGAAGCGCCCUGAUGCCCACUUUGACUCAGUUCUCUAUGCUGCCUUUGUUGCUUGUGAAAUACUCAAAAAACUAGGUGUGCACAGAAUGAGCAUCUUCACCUCUUGCAAAGGACUUUAUGAAACCAUCAAACUGAUGAAUAAGAACCGGAAAAAGCCAGGGUCCCGUGGUCUCUUCGCCGAGCUGUGCGUCUCGUUCAAGGACAUGAACACAAAAGUGACAAUGGUGGCAAUGAAUUGCUCCGAAGGAUGGAAGCUGGCAAAAAAAGGCGCACCCUGAGUGCUUUCUUGUCUUACAAUCAAAUUAAAAUCAUUUUGACCAUUUCUUAUAUUAAAUUGUAGCUUCUCAAAAUUGAAAAUAUUUCAAAUUUUACCUC
Molecule: messenger RNA, 1041 nt
Organism: Cloeon dipterum
Lineage: Eukaryota; Metazoa; Arthropoda; Insecta; Ephemeroptera; Baetidae
Exons: 5
Coding region: 156-944 (262 amino acids)
Molecular function (GO): nucleic acid binding
Source: RefSeq, a predicted model, not a curated record